This is a messenger RNA of Haplochromis burtoni (Burton's mouthbrooder), 14833 nucleotides long. Its product is annotated as nesprin-1. The coding region runs from base 230 to 14833 and encodes 4867 amino acids. The transcript has 60 exons. Lineage: Eukaryota; Metazoa; Chordata; Actinopteri; Cichliformes; Cichlidae. Gene Ontology annotation, molecular function: protein binding. The record is from RefSeq and is a predicted model, not a curated record.
UACUUGGCCCCGGCAUGGCUCUGACUUCUCGGGUGACAGUCCAGUGGAGCGCUGCAAACUUCCAGAUCUGUCAAACAGUGCUUCAGGUUUCAUUUCCACAUACUACAACAGAACCAGAUCUGCUCUCCCACAUUGCAGUUCAAUAGUCCCUGGACCUCCAUCUUUACCCCAAAACACAACUUUUUACUGUAUAGCAGUGCCAUGCUGCCGGGAGUCUGUGGAUGAGAAUAUGUCGUCAGACUUCUACUCCAGAGAUGCUUUGUUGGAGCAGGAGACCAUCCCCCUGGAUAUUGACAAUGUUCACAUGCUGCUGCAGGUGGAACAAGAACAGAUUCAGAAGAGGACCUUCACCAACUGGGUCAAUGCUCAGCUGGCAAAGAGGAGGCCACCGUGCAUGGUUGUAGAUCUCUUCAAUGAUUUCCGUGAUGGCUCCAAACUGCUGGACCUGCUGGAGGUGAUGAGUGGCUUGCACAUCAGUCGGGAGAGAGGCAGGGGAAUGUUUCAGCACAGGAGCAACAUCGAGAAGGCUCUCUCCUUUCUUAAGAAGAAAUCGAUAAAGCUAGUUAACAUACACAUUCCUGAUAUUAUUGAUGGAAAACCAUCCAUCAUCCUGGGCCUUAUAUGGACUAUCAUUCUUCAGUAUCAUAUCGAAGAGCUGGCGAGCUCCCUCACCUUUGACUCCCGUCAGUCCUCUAUGGAGUCUUUGGCCAGUCUUGACACGCGCUCCACCUUCUCAAGCCACUCGGCUAGCAGCAGUCCAGUUCCUCCCAGAGGCUCACCACUACAUCAUCGUUUUAGAGUCUCUGCCAAGAAAGCACUGUUGCUGUGGGUCCGGGAGCAGUGCCACAAAGCUGGCUGCUCAGUAAACGUAAAAGACUUCAAGGUUAGCUGGAGGAGUGGAGUGGUUUUCCUGGCUAUCCUGUAUGCUCUGCGGCCUGACCUGGUGGACCUAUCCAAGGCCAGAACGAGAAGCAACAAACAGAACCUGGAGGAAGCCUUCCGUAUUGCAGAGAAAGAACUGAGGAUCCCCCGACUGCUGGAGCCUGAUGAUGUGGACGUUCGGGACCCCGAUGAGAAGUCCAUCAUGACUUAUGUGGCUCAGUUCCUUCAGUACUCCAGGGACCUGCCAGUGCCAGAAGAAGAAAUGCAGACACAAUAUUUGACCCCUUCUAAAAGUCCUUCUCCUAUCAACCUGCCUAUCUACUACACCCCUGCUAUUUCUGCUUCACCUCUCCGCCAGGUGACACCUGACCGUAAGGCACAGGAAAUGACAUGCUGGCUGGUUCAGGCCUAUGAUGAGCUGCUGGAGGGAUGGGACUCCACAGAAGGAGAAAGCUACUCAGAAAGAUAUAAUGUAUUUCAGACCUUUCUGGUGUCCUUUAAUGAGCAACGACGGCCCAUCAUGCCUUUGUUGACGGCCAUGAGACGAACCCCAAAACUGAGCGAUGAGCAACGGACUCUUAGAGAGGCGUGGGAUGCUCUCACAGAAAAGCUCCGUGAGUACAAAGUUGCUUUAGAUAUGAGUCUUCCAGCCCCCUUGGACACAGUAGCCUGCUGGCUUUUGAGAACAGAGGAGGCUUUGGCUGAGGAAGAUGGCAACCCUCAAGACCACGGCCGUGCUGCUGAUGAAGCGAGGGAGAAACACGAACUGCUCAAAGCUUGCCUGGAGGAGAUGCCACAGCACGUGAAGACCUUCCAGUCCUUCCAGAACAUAGAUGAGUACGGAAACAUGAUGAUUCCUACUGACAAAAUGGAUGAGCUCAAGAGGAGAUUUACCAGCGUCAGAGUGACUGCCAAGUAUCAUGGGAUCAAGCUAGAGUACAGAGAGCAUCGCCACACUGUUUUGGAUCUGUUGGGGCAGAUCAGGACCAAGCUUCGUGUCUGGAAGAGACCUUAUAUCUCCUCAGAGGCAGUCAGGGUGUUGCUGCAAGAGUGGCAUGAACUCGUAUACACACAAGAGCUGCCUUCCAUGUUGGAAACAGCUAUUCGUAAGCUGAAGCAGAUUUCCGAGAAAUAUUCAAGCAAAUCUGCCCUUGCUUCAGAUUAUCAGCAUGUCAGUCAGCAGGUGAAGCAGCUGGAGGAGGACACUGCUGUUGUUUUAGAGGACGUGACCACAGUGAAAAGCACAAUGGGACGGGUUCUGUCUGCCUGGGACUCGUACAGCGACUCCCUUAGUUCCCUGCAGGCUUGGCUUGAACAGUGCUCUGCAACACACAGCCACAGACCUGAGCUGACCUCCGCAUCCAUGGCUGAGUGGGGAUCUCAUCAGGCCCACCUGAAUGAAGUGGGGAACUUCCUGAUUGAGUCAACAGAUCCUCAGACCAGCAGGAGCCUGGCAGAGGAGCUUCGAAAAGUCAACAUGCAGUGGGCUGAGUUUGUCAAGAAAAACACUUUGGAAAACAUUGGUGAGCCAAUUGAAGUUACCCAUGUAAACCCAGAGGAAAUCAGAGCUUUGAUCAGAGAGGGCACACUGAUUCUCAAAGAGCCUCUGGAUGUUAUGGCGGGUCCUUUACGCACCUACAGGAAAAGAAUACAGUUUAUAAUGAGGAAGAUUAAAGACAUGGAUCUGGAUGCUUUGGCUUCUGCCCCAGAAUGCCCAGCAGAUCAGUUACAGAAACUGAAGCUUGCAGUACCAGAAGUUAUGCAGACAUUAUCUGAGGCAGAAAAGGUUUGUGUAGAGCUGCAACACAGUGUGUCUGGGCUGGACAGUCGAUUGGCUGAACUUCUACAUUGGGAGACUGAAGCCAGGGAGCUCUACCACCUGCUGAGGGCCACCGAUCGGCAACAAAAACAGGUCCAGACCUCACAAGCCAGGGUCACUAUUUCCCGUGGUCUACAGCUCGAAGGUCAGGUAGUCACAGAGGAGCAAGACCUGCAGGUGAUCGUAUCAACAAAUCAGAAGAGCUCUCCCAUCCACUACCUCCAUGCCUCUGCUAUGCAGGAUCGAGUGCGAGCUGCUGUUGCUCAGUCACAGGAAGCAGUUGGUAUGCUAAGCAGCCUGGGUGCCAGACGAGACAGAAGCAGAAGUCCUCCAGCAGGACCUCCUUCAAAAGUCUUUAUUCAAGAUAAAGCAGUGCUUCAACAUUUGAAACAGUUAGACACCAAGCAUACAAAAACCUUUGUGCCAAAGAUAGUGGUACAAGAUUACAAAGAAGAAAAGAUGACUUCUCCUCCAAUGCCAUACACCUACGCAGAAGCUGUGAAGCAGACCAGAAGAAAGUCGCCACCAGAAAGUCAGUUUCAAGGCUGGCCAAUGACCACUGCACAAAAGACAACAGAGACUCCAGAUCAAGGGCCACAGCAAGACCUACUCCAAGAGGGACUUAGAAGACAGGUGGAAAUUAAACUGGGACAGAAAGAACAGGAAGAAAUAAAGGAGGAGUAUCUUCUACAAGAAGUUCAGCAGCAGGAGUUGUUCCCAGUGCAACCACAACCAAGUCAGCCCAAGCAGGAGCAACAAAAGGUACAACAGCAACAAGUUCAACAGCAUGUGGUAAUUAAUAUACAAGCUGAACAACAAGUUAAACAAAGACCAGAAUCCAAAGACCAGACUCCACUUCAGGAACCAGCUGUAAAGAAAAAGGUUCUAAGUUCCCAAGAGCUCCAAAGCAGAAAAGCUCAAGGCAUGAAGAACCGGCCAUGGCUUCAGAAACCAGCUUUUCCAGAACAGAAAACUCCAACUCAAGAGCAGGAUUUGACUCAAGAUCUAGUUCAAACUAGACAGACACAGGCAGUCGGAUCAGUUCAGGUAAUUUCCCAAAAUGUAGCAACCACCAGGCUACAGUAUGAGGCCCAUGCAAAACUGACUAAGCAGCCACAACAACAACAAAAAGUGGAACAGAAGCAAACACAGCAAACUGAAAAUCUAGAGCAUCAGCAACAAGACAAACUGCUACAUCAACAACAGCAAAAAGAGCAGCAUCAGCAAAAACAACAGCAAAAACAACAACCACAAGAAACUGUAAGACAAGCACAACAAGAAUCAAAUACCAAAAAUAAAUCACAUGCUGUAACUUUGAGUCAACCUCAAUCACAAAGAAAGGCCCCAAAUCAAUCACAAACCAAUACUAUGGUUCAGUCCCACAUUACUACAGAUACACAGCAACCAUGUGUUCCUCAGUCCCAUGAUUCUGUGAAGAAACAGUCAUCAACCAAGCCACAGACCCAACAACAGCUCCAGCUACAGGAUCAGGCUCUGGUUCAACCAGCUGGUCCUCAGCCAUCUAAGCAGCCACAGGUACUACCCCAUGACCAAUCUGUAGCUCAAGUCCCAAUAUGGGCUCAGAUCAGACAGCCUUCCAGUGUUCAGGCUCCACUGCAAGGCCCAAUUCAGCUUCCUGUACCAUCUCACAUUCAGCUUCGUAGUCAUCCACAAUCAUGGGCCCCUGUCCGGCCCCCUUCCCCCAAGCCACCAACCCAGGCUCAGCCUCCAAUGCAUACUCAGUCAACAAACGUGGACCAAACCCAUGCAAAAGCAAUGAAUGAUCCUGAAAUUCACCCUCAGCCCAAGGUCCAACCUCAAACACACCCUCAACCUAAGACCCAAGUUCAAAUCUAUGCUGAUCAGUCUGAGACCCAUCCCCAGUCAAUGCCCUACCCACAAGCCCAUGCUCAUGCCCAUGUUCCAACUAAUGUUCAGCCAAUGGCCAGGCUAAGUCAGGCCCAACCAUUGACUCAACAUCCAACCCAAGCCCAAUCUAUACUCCACCUUCAGGGUCAUUCUUUGACUGAUCCUAUGACUCAGUAUCCAACACAUGCACAGGCACUGGUCCAGCAACAAGGCCAUAUUUCACAGGGGCACUUUCAAGCUUAUACUCAAGUCAUAUCCUCAGUCACCCAGUCUAUCCAGCAUCCACAGGCUACAGUGCAACCUCAGUUAUACUCCCAGGGUUAUGCCCAAGCUCAGUCCACAUCUCAGCAGUGGACAGAUAAACAAGAAACACAAAAUCAAGCAUUUCCCCAGCAGAGUCAUCCUAUCCCGCAACCAUAUCCCCAGCAAAUGGGCCAAGCAACACAUUCUCAGGCUUAUCCUACAGUUCAGACUCUAUCACAGUGGGCCCAGCAAACGCCUCAGAUUGCCCACCAUAGGGUUUCUCAUAUGGGGCCAUCAUAUACUCAACCGCAAAUGCAUCCUCAAGCUCAACCCCAACCCUGGACUCAAACACAGCAGCAAAUUGGGCCCCAUAGUUCCAUGCAUCAACACACCCAGAUGAGAGCUUCUAACUUAGUUCAGCCACAACAAGGCCAAGUUCAGCAACAGACUUGGGUUCAAGCACCACUGCAAGUGCCAUCUCAGUCUUAUCAGCAGCCUCAGUCUCAGCAGUAUGUACAGGUCCAGCAUCAACCCCAAGCUCAACAUCACUCUCCAUCUCAGAUUCAAACACAGAUAUCUCUCCAGUCACAACCAUCACAUCAAGCCUAUCCUCAGCUUCCUUCACAGCCCCAGCAACAAACUUUGCAGGCCCAGUCCCAAACACACGUCCAGGCACAGCCAUUAGUUCAAGAAAAGCCCUUUGCCAGGACUCAGGGGACUCAAUCUAAUAUUCAAUCCCAGCAAUCAACUUCUCAGCCCAAGCAUCAGCCCCAACUUCAGCUACAACCAACGAUUCAGUCACAAACUCAAUUAAAAGGUAACUCACCUCUACAGCCCAGACCUCUACAGCCAAAACAGGAUGUUGAAAUGACACCUCAACUAAUAGUUCAGUCACCAAUUAAACACAUACCUGGAUCACUGCCACAGCCCAAACCCGAAUCUCAAUUGCCACCACAGGCUCAGUCACUAAUUAAAGUUAAUGUUGAAUCACCCCCUCAACCCAAGGUGCAAGCCCAACCUCAAUUACAACCUACAGUUCAAUCACCAACUCAGCCCAAAGUUCAGUCACCAGUCCAACCCAAAGUCCAACCAGUGUUCCAACCCAAAUCUCAGGCACAGUUAUCCCCACAGCACCAUCCUCAGUUUCCGGUGUCAUUGCCUCCCACGGCCCAAACAGUGCCACAGUCCAAGACUCAAUCUCCCACACAGGCAAGACCUCAGACUCAACCACUUGACCCACCAAAGACUGAAACCCAGUCUCCUUUGAAACAGAAAAUUCAACACUCCCAGACUAUUCUCGUCUCUGAGAUCGAUGUGUUGCUUCAAACCCAGGCUGAGUCACCAGAUCUUAAUAUCAAACCUCCUGCUCUGGCUCAAGCACCUCCCCAGGCCUACACAGAGGCCUACACUAAGGCACAGGCUUUAGCUAGAAAUGGCUUUGAGGAGGCCAAACACUGCCUGCAGGCGCACAUCCUGGAAGCUAUCAACAUCUUCAAAGACAGGCGUGUAUCAGCUGAGCAAGCUUCAGUAAAGGAGAAAACUCUGAGGACACUUGAUCCAGAGUUGCUGGAGGAGUUCUUGCGAGCAGCUAAUGGCAUGGAGGCCUUUUGUACCCCCUCACAGCUCAGAGAUAUGGAGUUCUUCACCCAAUCUGUCAGGACACAGUGGGAGGCCCUCAGAGCUGAGAUCUCAGGCUUUUUGGAACAAUUACAGUUUGAAGUAACAAGGAAAGACUUUAAUGCAGCAGUCCUUCGGUGUGAGAUGCACUUAAGCACCAGCUUAGAAAACCAAGCUCAGGCUUGCUUCUCAGCAGACUUUGCUGAAGCAGAACAGCACCUGCAGGCACUGAAAGAGUUGUGUGACACCCUAAGCCCGGAGGAUGCUCACCGCUUGGCUCAGACGCAGCUGAGGGAGUGUGAAAAGAGGCUGGCUGCCAUCCAGCAUCAGUUCAGUGGAGAUCAAGACACACCACUCCCUGAAUCUAGGAUUCCUGUUGCCUUCACUGAGGAUUCCAACACACAGAAGGAGCCUACCAAACCAAGUGACAAACCUCAGGCCUUAGCUGAGGUGACCCAGGUGACAGUGAAGACAGUUGCUGUGGAGAGAAGGGAGACUGAAAAGCAGAUGUCUGUGGAGGAAGAAGUAACCAAAAAGGAAGCUUUAGAAAGAUAUGAGAAUGCUAAGAGGGCUCUGCAAGCCCAACUAGCUAAAAAUGAACAGAGCAUCAAGGACGUCCCCUCUGACUCAGUCUCUCUGAAAGGCCUGCAUACACGGCUCCAGGAAAUACAGUUCUUGAGACAAGAGACUGAGUGUCUUUGGUCUGAGUAUGCAAACCAGUGCUCUCAGUGUUCCCAGCUGAGUGGAAACACUUCUCUGGAGCAGGAGAAAGCAGAGCUGCAGGAGCAGUGGCGCACUCAGCAGUCCAACCUUCAGAGGAGAGGCAGCUCGCUGGGCUCUGCACUCAGGCAGAUUGACUCCACUGAGAAUCACAUGGUGGACUUCACCGACCGCCUGGACCGUUAUCUGAGACAGCCCAAAGACAUCACUGGCUUCACACUGGCCAACACUAACAUUCUGAAAGAUAUAAAGGAACUGGAUGACAACAUACAGAGUGAACUGGACCAGUUGUCCCGUCUGGACCCUGAAUCCAGCGACUUGGAUCCCAGAGAACGCUUCCCUCUGUCCCGUGAGUUUGAGGCUCACAAAACCAGCUUGGAUCAACUCCGGCAGCAAGUCCGGAAGAGCGAAGCAGCUGCCCGUGCCCUCGACCGAUUUCUUAUGUCUCUGCGCACUGUGGAUGAGGAUAUCUCAAGUAUCCCAGGUCCACCCUGUAGUGACGCUGUGGUGCUGCAGGAAUGCCGCUCCAAGUUGACUCUGAUAAGGCAGAGCAUAGACAGUUUGAAAGAGAAGGCACCUCAGCUGGAUCUACUCUUGCAGGGAGCUCGGCUCACAGUCACAAGGGAUGGUAUCCCAGCCUCCUGCCUCGAUAUGGUGAAUGUCCUGGUGAGAAGGCUGGACGAGAGUGACAGUGGGCUGGUCAGCCAGCAGAAGGUCCUUCAGAAGGAGACCCAAAGCAAAACCCUGGGCCUGAGGAAGAGGACGAUGCUGGGGGAGAUGAAGAAGCUGCAGGAUACGAUUGAAGCGCAAGGCCUCAAAGAGCCCACCAUGCCUGCGUUGCAGCACAGGCUUCGUGCCCUCUUGGAUUUAGAAGGCCAGCUGCAGGCUCAGAACUGUGAGCUUCAGAGCCUCCGUGAAGUCCAAGAGAAGCAGGGAGGAGGAGAAAAUCUCCUUCAGGAGCUGGAAGCUCAGUGGAAGGAGACUCAGCGGGCUUUUUCUGACAGAAGGAAGCAGUACAGCACACUGCUGGAGCUUCUGAAGAAGUUCCAGACCUGCCGGAGUCUCCUGAGCAGCACCAUCCAGAAAGCAGAGCAGGCAAUCAGCGAUAAGGCAUCCUACAUGGGGAAAGACAACCUACAGAGGAGUAUGGCAAAGGUCUGUGAUAUUAAGGAGGAGCUGGCUGGUCUUGCGGGGCCGAUGGAAGAGAUGAGAAGUGUUUGCAAACAGCUGCAGACUGAACUGAAGAAGUUUCCAGACUGCAGUGAAUCUCCAUUUGAAGCAGAGGCUGACACGCUGAUGGACAGCUGGCUGGACGUGACAGAGAAGACAGAUGCCUACAUGGAUAACCUACGAGUGGGCCUGGAGCUGUGGGAGAAGCAGCUGAUGCUGGGCGGAGAGGUGGACAGCUGGGCCGGGGCCAAACUCGCCCUGUUUGCAGAGAGCCAUGCUUUCUACAAUGAGCAACAAGUACUCACCAUGAAGGAUGAAAUCCAGGCCAAUGAGGAGAACAUCACUCAUUUUCACAAGAAGUCUAUUGAGAUCCAGGAGAUGCUGCAAAGUCAGGAAGCUCCACUGGAGCUACAGGUAAUGGAAACCCAGCUGAGAAAGAGACUGGAGCAGGUGAAGGAACUGUUUACCGACUGCACAGAUGUCUUUGAGGAGCUAAUCGCUGUGAAGAAGCAUCUAGCCGAGAAGGUAGAGGAUUGUCAGACAGCGGUAGAGAACAUCCAGAGUCGUAUCAACGAGACUAAUGCUUCAGGUCCAAAUGUGGAAGCUCAGAUACAGGAUCUGUGCAACGACCUGGAGUCUCAGGAAGAGCAGGCUGAGGCCGUGUUGAAGGAGGUGGGAUUGGUUUCCAGUGUGGCCAGCCCUCAGGUGCUUGAGGCACUCUCUGUUGACUGCAGCAGGCUAACGGAGGCAAUCUUGCGCACCAAAGACAUGAUCCAGCUGAAGAGAGAGGAGAGGGACAAAGGCCUGCUCAAGGUUAUCGGAGAUGAGAAGCAGUCAUUCGAAGAAUGGUUCCAGGACUUGCAGCUAGCCGUCAAUGAGUGCUUCGAGAACCCUGAGAGUAGAACAGAUGUGGAGACGUUUUUGCAAAGACUGGCUAGUUUCUUGAAGUCCAAGGAUGCAGAGAGACGUCUUGACCAGCUGAAAGAUCAGCUGGAGAGAGGCAGGGAGCAGGUUCCACCUCAGCAGCUCUCUGAGUUUACUGGGUGGAUGCAGGAGCAGCAAGAGGAAGUGGUUACGUUCAGAACCCACUGCCAAAACCGGCAGAAACAAAUGGAGUCACUGCUCAGCGACUUGGACAGUCUGCAGAAGCAGCAUGACAGCCUUCGUCAGUGGCUUCAGAACAAAGAAAAACAGUCUGUGGUGUCUGAGAAAGUCAAACAACUUCUGAAAGACCUUCAGGAUGAGAGUGGAAGAGCCGAGACCCUCAGUGAGCUGCUGGCAUCAAUACGCAGACAAGGUGUCAGAUCUGAGAGCCUCCUGAAGGACGCUGAUAACUUGAUACAGCGCUACAGAAACCUGGAGGGCAGAAUGCUGAAUCAGGCUGAGGCCCAGAGUGUGUUGGAUGGAGAAUACAAUGUGUUUAAUACUCAGGCAGAGAGCACCAGGACUUGGAUCAGUGAACUAUCACAGCCUCUCACCACUCCAGACAGAGACACCAACAUGGAGGAGAUGAAGUCCAAAGCACAAGCCAUCCUUAGCUGCAAACCUGAGGGAGACUUUAAAGUGAGCAGCUUGAGACGACAAAGCGAAAGCCUGUGUGAGAAGGAAGGCCUGGACGAGUCCAGGAAACAAAGUGUGCAGCUGCUAGUUAGAGACACAGAGAAACAGUGGACGACAGCCCUGCAGGCUGCUCAGGAGACUCUCAGAAAGGCAGAGAUGCAAGCCAUUUUAGAAAAAGACGUUGAAGCUUUCCAAACCCACAAUGAAAGUGUCCAGUCCUGGAUCAGAGACCAGGACCAGAACCUCAAGUCUAUCUGUGGCCAUGUGCAAGUUGAAGAAAAGCUUCAGGCAGCACAAGCUUUUCUGAGCUCCAAGCCUAAUGGAGAGUCAAAGCUCCAAGAGCUUAAGCAACUGUGCCAGAGUCUAUGUGACAACCAGAGUUUGGAUGAGAGCAGGAAACAAAAGCUUCAUGAUGCAGUCAAACACACAGAACAGGAGUGGAGGAAAGCCUUGCAGGGUGCUGAAGAGGCUCUCAAACAGGCAGAGACUGAAGAGGCCACUAAAAGAGAUUUUGAUGCUUUCAAAACCCAAAGUGAAACAAUCCAAUCCUGGAUCAAAGAGCAGAAGCAGAAACUGCUGUCCCUCAGUGGUCAUAUGCACUUUGAAGAAAUGUCUGAGAUAGUACAGGCUGUCAUGACUUCCAAACCUGAAGGAGAGUCCCAGUUGCUCGACCUGAAGAGACGGGGUGAGAAUCUGAGCAAGCUCUUGGAAGCCAGUAGGAAACUAGAGGUUCAGCAGCUAGUAACAGUCACAGAGCAGCAGUGGACAACAGUUCAACAGGCUGCCAAUCAAGCAGAAGUCAGGAGUCUUUCUGAUGACUUUGAUGUCCAGAGUAAAAACACAGAGAUGUGGAUCAAAGAGAAGCAACAGAAGCUACAGGCUGUGGGCAGUCACACAAGAGCUGAAGAGAGAUGCCACACAGCACAGGCCCUCUUGACCUUGAGGCCUGAAGGUGACUCUAAGGUGAACAACCUGAGGAGACAAGGACAGAGUCUGUGUGACCACAAAGAUGCUGAUGAGGGCAGGAAAGAGCAGGUCAAGCAGACAGUCAGAGACGUGGAGGAGCUUUGGAGGGCAGCUCUGCAGGAUGCUAAACAGCUUGAAGCCGCAGCAGAAGCUGAGAUUGCCCAGGAGACUGAGAGGAGAAGGUUGGAGUUGCAAGAAUUUAAUACCUGUCAGCGGGAAACUGAUGGCUGGCUAAAAGACCUCCAACAACAGCUGAACUCUUUUGGCAGUGGAACCAAAGUCGAGAACAGACUGCAUGUAGCACAGGCCAUUAUGAACUUCAAGCUUGAAAAUCUCAAGAUAAAAGCCCAGAGUUUCCUUGAUCACGAUGAACAUAAAAAACAAGAGAUUCAACAAAAAGUAAGAGACACUGAGGAACAGUGGAUCAGACUCCAGAAAGAUGCUAAAGAAGUAAUGGUUCUGGCUGAAAGGCAACGCGCUCUGGACAGCCAGCUGCAAGACUUUGAAGCCACGAGAGAAAAGACCAGAAUGUGGUUGAAAGAGAAGCAGCAGAGCCUUGUCUUUCUGAGCAGUCAGAAAGACCCAGAACAGAUCAUAAGCACUGCACAGACCAUCCUGAGCUGUAAGCCUGAGGGAGACUCUAAGCUGGAAGAACUAAAAAGACCAAGCCAGAGUCUGUCUGACCAAGAGGACUUGCCUAAGACCGUGCGGCAAAAGGCUCUGCAAGCAGUGAAAGACUCAGAGGAGCAGUGGAGGACAGUCCUGGAAACCGCUGAGAACACUCUACAAAAAGCUGAGGUUCAGUACUCACUCUCCAAGGAGCUAGGGGCUUUCUGUGCUCAUGCGGGAAGCACUAAAGCUUGGAUUACAGGCCUGCAGAAACAAGCUGAUCCCAUGGGGAUGAGCACUCAGGGCAGCAAGGCUCAGCUACAGGACAGACUGAGUGCAGCACAGGUCACCUUGAGGUCAAAGUCAAGUGGUGAGACACAACUGUUGGAGCUGAUGAGGCGAGCGCAGAGUCUCUGUGACCACAAAGACCUGGAGAAGGACAAGAAGCUGGAGGUUCAGCAGACAGUCAGAGAUACAGAGGAGCAGUGGAGGGCAGUGCUGCAGGCUGCUGAGGAGACACAAAGCAAGUUGCAGAGUGUUGUGGAACGCCUGGUAUCCUGUCAGUACCAGCGAGACCAGGCUGCGGCCCGUCUGGCUGAGCUUCAGAAGCAAACAUCCAAUCUUCCACGUGUCUUCCCCUGGCCAGGCCUGGGAGAGCGGAGGCAAGCUGUGGAACAGGCCCGAGCCCUGAUUGAUCAGAUUACAGCCUUAGCCCCCGUCCUCACAAACGUCCGCACGCAGGCUGCAGAGCUGGUUGAAGUCACACAGGACCAAAGCUGGUCAGACCCCACCUGGACAGCUAAGGAGGAGUCUAUCCCUGCUCUGCUGAAAGAGCUCACUGAUGCAGUAGCCAACCUGGAGCAGGGCAUUGUGACAGAGCGGCAGUGCACACAGCUAGUGGAGCAGCAUGAAGCAGCCCAGGACUGGCUGAGGGAGCAGGUUAAAAGCCUGGGACCUCCUCCUGCAGACAGACAGAGUCUGCACAGUGCUGUGAACACCCUUAAGGCUUUGCUCCAGACGGUGGACAGAGAGCAGAGAGAGAUGAAGGAGCUGGACUCUGCCAGAGACAGUUUGCUGUACCUCUGCACUCCUGGGGGUCAGGAUGCCCUGACCCUAGAGGUUAGCCAUCUCCAUGACCUCUGUUCUGUCUCAGAGCAGGAGGUGAGGGAGCGUCUGAGGGUCUGUGAGAUGCAACUAAAUGAACAGGACAGUCAGUUGGCCAAAAGGACCCAGGGGCUGAAGGAGGGAAUUGCAGCCCUGCAGUGGGAGCUCCGCUCUCUCGACCAGGCACUCAGUUAUAGUGAACCACAAAACAAUAUCGCUCAACUUGAACAGCACUGGCACAGCCUACAGAAUUGUGAGAAGUCCCUGGAGGAUUCGGGUGUGAAAAUUCAUGACCUGCAACAGGAAGUAAACUUGGCAUCUUCGACCAAUGAGCUGCCAGCAGAAAUCAUCAGUGGGGUUGACUCGUUAUGGGAACAGCAUGCCAGUCUAAAAAAUAGGCUGAGUGAGCAUCAGGUUACCUGCUGCACAAACACAGCAACAUGCCUCAGGGACUGUCUUCAUGCUCUGCAAAAAUGGAACCACAGCAAACCAUCUGUGUCCCUUUCCUCUGUGCAGCAGAUGUUAGAGGAAGGUGAAAAGUUGCAAGCCAGCCUACAGGAGGCACUUUCUCACCGACAUUUUCUAAUGGCCUGUCUGACAUUGGACUUGCUUGAGAAACUAGAAAAAGAAGGUUCAGAAGCUCUCAGAGAAGCAGACACACUGAAAAUUUCUCUAAGUCAGAGCCUAAAGGAACUUAAUCAAAGAAGUAAACAAAAACUGCCUGACAACCAGUCGUCAGAGAACCUGCAGGAGACAAAGGCCUCUGUGGUGGCACCGCCACGAAAAAGCAAGCGCUCAUCUGAGAAAAAAACAGUUUAUCCUACUUCUGCUUCAACAUCUGUGGUGAUACAAAGCUAUACUACUUCUCAAGAACCACACACCAAAACUGUAAGGUUAGAUAUCACAGGUGAGCCUGUUACAAAUGAGGCAAAUAAGCCUGCUUCUGAGGAACCCACUGUGAUGCACAAGGUCACUGAAACUCCUGCUGUUACUGAAGAAACUGAAAUUGAACAGCUGUAUGCUGAAAAAACAACCAAGGAUGAGGCAGAGAAUAAGCAAAAGCCUAGUGGUGAGAAAUCUCCAAUGACUUGUAAGCAAACUAAAGUGGCUGUGGAAAAAAGUGAAAUCAUUCAAAAAGGUAAGAAGUCAAAGAGUUUUGAGGUCUCUCAGCUUGCAGAGCCAAUGUUUCCACUGGAAAAAGUUGCUAGUGUGCAGUCAACAGAGACCAAAGGUGAAUCAGACAAGUAUAACGUAACAUCAGAGUCAGCUGAAACACCUAUGGAAAAAUCUAGAAUAUUGCCUAUGACGAGAAAAUCAAAGAGCGCAGAACUUUGCUUUGAUCUUGGUGAUAUUGAGUUACCUCAGACUAGGGAAGAUCCUCAAAGCAAAACUUCUUCUUUGGACUUUAAUGGCGAGAACAAAGGUUUUGUUACUGAAAAGAAAAAACCUAUACCUGCUGGGUCUUCAACUCCAACUCCAAAUAUGCCAGAAAAGAUAGCUGAAAUAACUGAUACAGAAAAACGCCAAUUUUCACCAAGCACAGGAAAGUCAAAGGCUUUAAUGAGUUCUCCAGAAUUUCCUUCAGUGGCACAGACACAAUCCAAGAAACAGCCUGAAAAGAAGACAUCACCAUCAGUUCCGGAUGUUAUCAAAGAACCAAGUGAAAAAGAAACUGAAAGUAAAAAGCCAGAUUUACAUGGAGUUAUGGAUAGUGGAAGAGCUGAAACUACUGAUGAAAACUUGAUAGAGGUUUCAAUAAUGGACAUAAAGUCAAGGCAUCCAAAGGUUUAUCUUGGUCUUGCUAGCAAAGAUCACAAUCCAACUACAAUACAACAUGAGAGUGAUAUAUCAUUCUUGCCUACGACAAAGCCAACUGAGACAAAGGAAGAGCCAGAUAGUCAGAAAUGCCAUUUAUCUCCAGAGGAUGCAACUGCAACAAAAGAAAUUACUGCUUUCAAUGAAGGAAAGCGUUCCCCAUCCAAAAGAAAGUCAAAGAAUCGUAAAGCUUCCUCGGAACUUAUUAGUAUGGAUUUGCCUGAGACUUUCAAAGAACCUGAAUCUGCGGGUUCCACCGUUAAAGCUAAAAUUACCACUUUGGAAAGACCUGAAGUCCCCCCAACCAGGAAAUCUUCUGAGAGUCUUGUAGAGUCCAAGAAAAUAGAGAAAGAAACAGAUGUACAGGUGAUUACUGAAAAAAAUGAAACUGUUGCUGUAGAGUCAACUGAAUUUUCACCAAGUCAAAGACAACCAGAGAUUCCAAAGACAUCCAGAUAG